CGCCGAGCGUGGCCAUUGGUCGAAACGGCUCAGGCGUGAGGGGGCGUGGCCUGCGCCCUGACGUCACCGGGGGAAGCCUUUAUAAGCGGCGGCGCCGGGGAGGGGGGGAGCCAGAGAGCGGACGGCGGCGCCAUGGAGAGCAGCUACGAGGCGUGCGCGGAGGCGGCGGCCUGGGUGCUGGCGCGGGUGCCCACCCCGCCCCGGGUGGCCCUGAUCUGCGGGUCCGGGCUGGGGGCGUUGGCCCAGGAGCUGCGGGACCCCCAGGCCUUCGCCUACGCCGACAUCCCCCACUUCCCCCGCAGCACCGUGGCGGGUCACGCGGGGCAGCUGGUGCUGGGGCAGCUGGGGGGGGUGCCCUGUGCCGUGCUGCAGGGCCGCUUCCACCUCUACGAGGGCUACAGCCCCGCCCAGGUGACCAUGCCGGUGCGGGUGCUGUCCCUGCUGGGCGUCCACACGUUGGUGCUCACCAACGCCGCCGGCAGCCUCCAACCCUCCCUGGGACCCGGGCACCUCCUGGUCAUCCGCGACCACAUCGACCUGCCCGGCCUGGCCGGGCGCAACACCUUGGUGGGGCCUAACGACGAGAGGUUCGGGCCGCGGUUCCCGUCCAUGACGCCCGCGUACGACCCCGCCCUGCGACGCCUGGCCUUGGCCUUGGCCCCCCCGGAGCUGCGCGCCCGCCCCGGCGUCUACUGCGGCGUGGGGGGACCCAGCUACGAGACCUGGGCCGAGUGCCGCUUCCUGCGCCGCGUGGGCGGAGACGCCGUGGGCAUGAGCACGGUGGCGGAGGCGGUGGCGGCGCGGCACUGCGGGCUGCGGGUGCUGGGGCUGUCGCUGAUCACCAACGUGGCGCCGGGGGAGGAAGACGAGGAGGAAGAGGAAGAAGCGGAAAAGGAGGAAGAGGAAAAGCGGGGGGGGGAGGGGCGGCGGGGGGGGGGGGGAGGGGCAGGCCCCUCCCCCCGGUCACGAGGAAGUGCUGGCGGCCGCCCAAGCCGGGACGCGACAUCUCCGGACCCUGCUGGCGGCCUUGGCGCCGCGUCUGGGGCAGGAGGAGGCGCGACACGCUUAGGACACGCUAAGGGGAAGGGGGGUGCGUGCUAAGGACACGCUAAGGACACGUUAAGGAGGCGCUAAAAGGGGACGCAGAAGUUGGGGGGGGAGGGGGGAGCUCCCCCACCCCCACCCCCCCCCCAGCUCUCGCAUCCUCGGCCUUUGUUGCGUGUCGCUGGCGUGUCGCUGGCGUGUCGCUGGCGUGUCGUUGGCGUGCAGCUCUGCCUCGCGCGUGUCAGCGCCGCGGCGUUUCCCCGCCCACCCCCCCCCAAAAAAAAAAAAAAAAGGAUCGCGUGUCCGUCCCGUGUCGUUGCCGUGUCCGUGCCGUGUCAUUAACAGAUCCGUCCCGUGUC
Messenger RNA from Grus americana (Whooping crane), 1403 nucleotides. It is a transcript of the gene PNP, whose product is annotated as purine nucleoside phosphorylase. Gene Ontology annotation, biological process: nucleoside metabolic process. Lineage: Eukaryota; Metazoa; Chordata; Aves; Gruiformes; Gruidae. The transcript has 6 exons. Gene Ontology annotation, molecular function: purine-nucleoside phosphorylase activity. Gene Ontology annotation, cellular component: cytoplasm. The record is from RefSeq and is a predicted model, not a curated record. The coding region runs from base 133 to 1101 and encodes 322 amino acids.